Molecule: messenger RNA, 1605 nt
Organism: Puccinia triticina
Lineage: Eukaryota; Fungi; Basidiomycota; Pucciniomycetes; Pucciniales; Pucciniaceae
Exons: 5
Coding region: 1-1605 (534 amino acids)
Molecular function (GO): ATP binding; argininosuccinate synthase activity; nucleic acid binding
Source: RefSeq, a predicted model, not a curated record
AUGUCUUUUGGCGGUGUCACGUCUGGCUCCUCCAGGAUCCCAGCCUUAACUCCGGGAGCCUCCAGGGUGCAAUCAUUUGUCACUACUGAGCUCAGCAAGAUCCUCUAUAACGGUUAUUGGUUCAGUCCCAAACGGGAGUUCGUGCAAAGCGCCCUUGAGGCCAGCCAGAAAAACGUGAACGGCCGCGUCCAACUGUCACUCUACAAGGGCAAUGUCAUUGUUGACGGACGCGCAUCUAAUGAAGGUCUGUAUGAUGCCAAGGAAAGUAGCAUGGAUGAAAUGGGCGGCUUUGAGCCCACGGGUACCAGCGCGGCCCUGAAUUACAAUAGACCAACCCCAAUCCAAGCAGAGUCGAUACCAUAUGCGUUGGAUGAUAGGGAUAUCAUCGGACUAGCCCAAACCGGUUCAGGAAAAACGGCAGCCUUCGCCCUACCGGUCUUACAAUCACUAUGGAACGACCCCAAACCGUUCUUCUGUUGCGUCCUAGCACCGACGAGAGAGUUGGCUUACCAGAUCUCUCAGCAAUUUGACGCCCUGGGUUCGACUAUUGGCGUCAAGACCGCCGUCAUCGUCGGUGGGAUCGAUAUGAUGAGUCAAGCUAUCGCUCUAUCCAAACGGCCUCACAUUAUCGUGGCUACCCCUGGUCGAUUGCAUGAUCAUCUCGAAAAUACUAAAGGUUUCAGCUUGAGGAAUUUGAAGUAUUUGAUUAUGGAUGAAGCGGAUCGUCUUCUUGACAUGGAUUUCGGACCGGUGAUCGACAAGAUUCUGAAAGUGAUCCCACGAGAGAGAAGGACCUAUUUAUUCAGUGCAACGAUGACCACCAAAGUAGCAAAACUGCAACGUGCCUCUCUAGUCUCGCCGGUCAAAGUUCAGAUGUCAACAAAAUACGACACAGUCGAUGGACUUGUACAACUCUACAUGUUCUUCCCAUUCAAAAACAAGGACGCAUAUCUGGUAUAUCUCGUCAAUGAGCUCAGCGGGAAAUCGAUGAUUAUCUUCACUCGAACAGUCUAUGAUGCCAAUCGAAUAUCUAUCAUUCUACGCUUGCUGGGAUUUCCCUCGAUCCCCCUCCAUGGCCAACUAUCACAAUCCACACGAUUAAGUUCUCUCAACCAGUUCAAAUCGGGGAAUCGUUCGAUCCUAGUCGCAACAGAUGUCGCCUCACGUGGGUUGGAUAUUCCAACGGUAGACUGUGUGAUUAACUUUGAUCUGCCGACGAAUUCCAAAGAUUACAUCCAUCGAGUCGGUCGUACUGCCCGAGCAGGUAGAUCUGGGAAAGCAAUCACUCUAGUUACGCAAUACGAUGUCGAAUUACUCCAACGUAUCGAGGGGGUGAUCGGCAAGAAGAUGGAGGAAUUUCCUCAUGACAAGGAGCAAGUAUUGCUCCUAUCCGAAAGGGUUGGCGAGGCAUCGAGGGAGGCAACGCGAGAGAUCCGAGAUGCAGAACGGAAUGGCGGGAAGAAAUCGGGUAAAUUUCGUCGGAAACGGGCUGGCGCAGAAGGGGGCGCUGAUGAUGAAGGGGGUGCGCACGAUCAUAGAGACCGUGACGAUGACGUUGUUCAAGCUGGGAUGGCUCCCAAGAAGAGGAAGAAGCAUGAACAUUAA